Gavialis gangeticus (Gharial) is the source of this 3817-nucleotide messenger RNA. It is a transcript of the gene CADPS2, whose product is annotated as calcium dependent secretion activator 2. The transcript has 30 exons. Gene Ontology annotation, biological process: synaptic vesicle exocytosis; dense core granule exocytosis; positive regulation of exocytosis. The coding region runs from base 17 to 3697 and encodes 1226 amino acids. Gene Ontology annotation, cellular component: glutamatergic synapse. NCBI's taxonomy places the organism in Eukaryota, Metazoa, Chordata, Crocodylia, Gavialidae. The record is from RefSeq and is a predicted model, not a curated record.
GGCGCGCGGCGGCACCAUGCUGGACCCGUCCUCCAGCGAGGAGGAGUCGGACGAGGUGCUGGAAGAGGAGAGGCGGGACGUGCUGGUGGUGGCCGCGGGCUGCGGCGCCGGCUCGCAGCGCGCCCCGCCGGCUCCUCUCAACAAGCAGCAAUUACAAAUACUAAAGGAGCGUUUCCAGCUCUUCCUGAAUGGAGAGACACAAAUUGUAGCAGAUGAAGCAUUUUGCAAUGCUGUGCGAAGUUAUUAUGAGGUUUUUCUCAAGAGUGACCGAGUUGCCCGAAUGGUUCACAGUGGAGGAUGCUCUGCAAAUGACUUUAGAGAUGUUUUUAAGAAAAACAUAGAAAAGAGGGUCCGAAGUUUGCCAGAGAUUGAUGGAUUAAGCAAGGAGACAGUGUUAAGUUCUUGGCUAGCCAAAUACGAUACCAUAUACAGGGGAGAAGAGGACUUUUGCAAACAGCCGAAUAGAAUGGCGUUAAGUGCUGUAUCGGAACUUAUUCUGAGCAAGGAACAGCUUUAUGAAAUGUUUCAACAGAUUCUAGGGAUCAAAAAAUUGGAUCACCAGUUGAUUUAUAAUGCCUGCCAACUGGAUAAUGCAGAUGAACAAGCAGCUCAGAUCAGACGUGAGCUAGAUGGACGUCUACAACUGGCAGAACAAAUGGCAAAGGAAAGAAAAUUUCCAAAGUUUGUAGCGAAAGAAAUGGAGAGCAUGUAUAUAGAAGAGUUCCGAUCUUCAGUGAAUUUGUUAAUGGCAAAUUUGGAAAGUCUUCCAGUGUCUAAAGGUGGCCCAGAAUUUAAAUUGCAGAAGUUGAAGCGAUCACAGAAUUCAGCUUUCUUGGACAUAGGUGAUGAAAAUGAGAUUCAGCUGUCAAAAUCUGAUGUGGUUCUCUCAUUCACAUUAGAGAUUGUAAUAAUGGAAGUGCAGGGUUUAAAGUCAGUAGCUCCCAAUCGGAUUGUUUACUGCACAAUGGAAGUGGAAGGGGGAGAGAAACUUCAGACUGAUCAGGCAGAAGCUUCAAGGCCACAAUGGGGAACUCAAGGGGAUUUCACCACUACCCAUCCUCGGCCUGUGGUCAAAGUAAAGCUCUUUACAGAAAGCACAGGGGUCCUAGCACUUGAAGAUAAAGAACUAGGAAGGGUGAUAUUGUAUCCAACAUCCAAUAGCUCAAAGUCACCUGAGUUGCAUAAAAUGAUAGUCCCCAAAAACAGUCAGGACACUGACUUGAAGAUUAAACUAGCAGUGAGAAUGGAUAAGCCACCACAUAUGAAGCACUGUGGAUAUUUAUAUGCUUUUGGACAGAAGGUUUGGAAAAGAUGGAAAAAACGCUACUUUGUCCUUGUUCAGGUUAGCCAGUACACCUUUGCUAUGUGCAGUUACAGAGAAAAGAAAUCUGAGCCUCAGGAAUUAAUGCAGCUUGACGGAUACACGGUGGAUUAUACAGCUCCUCACCCAGGUCUUCAGGGUGGCCAGAUGUUUUUCAAUGCUGUUAAAGAAGGAGAUACAGUAAUAUUUGCCAGUGAUGAUGAGCAGGAUAGAAUACUAUGGGUUCAAGCAAUGUACAGGGCAACAGGUCAAUCAUAUAAGCCUAUUCCUGCAAGUCAAGCACAAAAGAUGAAUCCAAAAGGAGGAAAUGUCCACACAGAUUUAUCACAGCAUUAUGCAGAUCGUGGUCAGAAACAUGGUAUGGAUGAGUUUAUUUCUGCUAAUCCCUGCAAAUUUGACCAUGCUUCCCUCUUUAGACUGCUUCAGAGGCAGACCUUGGAUCAUAGAUUGAAUGAUUCCUAUUCUUGUUUGGGUUGGUUUAGCCCUGGCCAAGUCUUUGUGUUAGAUGAAUACUGUGCUCGUUAUGGUGUGAGAGGCUGUCACCGCCAUCUCUGCUAUCUUAAUGAAUUGAUUGAACAUUCAGAAAAUGGUGCUGUCAUUGACCCAACCUUGCUCCAUUACAGCUUUGCUUUCUGUGCUUCUCAUGUUCAUGGCAACAGGCCUGAUGGAAUUGGAACAGUAUCAGUUGAAGAGAAAGAAAGGUUUGAGGAAAUUAAAGACAGACUUUCCACCCUCUUAGAAAACCAGAUAAGCCACUUCAGAUACUGUUUUCCAUUUGGACGUCCUGAAGGAGCUUUAAAAGCUACACUUUCAUUACUUGAAAGGGUUUUAAUGAAAGAUAUUGCCACUCCCAUACCAGCAGAAGAGGUGAAGAAAGUGGUCAGAAAAUGUCUGGAGAAAGCUGCCUUGAUCAAUUACACUCGACUUACAGAAUAUGCCAAAAUAGAAGAGACCAUGAACCAAGCAAUACCUGCUAGAAAGCUGGAAGAGGUUCUUCACCUUGCAGAACUCUGCAUCGAAGUAUUGCAGCAAAAUGAAGAGCAUCAUUCAGAGGCCAGAGAGGCAUUUGCUUGGUGGCCAGAUUUAUUGGCUGAGCAUGCAGAGAAAUUUUUGUCCCUUUUCUCUGUUGAUAUGGAUUCGGUACUGGAGGCACAACCACAAGAUUCCUGGGACAGUUUUCCACUUUUUCAGUUGCUAAAUAACUUCUUAAGAAAUGACAUAUUUUUGUGCAAUGGAAAGUUUCACAAGCACUUGCAAGAAAUUUUUGUUCCCCUGGUCAUCCGCUACAUUGAUCUCAUGGAAUCAUCUAUCGCUCAGUCCAUUCACAGAGGUCUUGAACAAGAAUCGUGGCAACCUGUCAAGAGCAUCACCAACAGUCUUCCCAAUGUAGCUCUUCCAAAAGUUCCAAGUUUGCCUCUUAAUCUUCCACAGAUUCCUAGCUUUUCUACACCAACUUGGAUGGCUUCUUUAUAUGAUUCCACCAAUGGUUCAGCUACAUCAGAAGAUCUCUUUUGGAAACUGGAUGCACUGCAGAUGUUUGUUUUUGACCUACACUGGCCAGAACCAGAAUUUGCACAUCAUUUAGAGCAAAGACUUAAACUUAUGGCCACUGAUAUGAUAGAAGCUUGUGUCAAAAGAACAAGAGUUGCUUUUGAACUGAAGCUGCAAAAGACAAACAAAUCAACAGACUUGCGCAUUCCUGCUUCUCUGUGUACAAUGUUUAAUGUAUUAGUUGAUGCCAAAAAACAAACUGCUAAACUCUGCAUUUUGGAUGGAGGGCAAGAGUUUGCUAGUCAGUGGAAACAAUACCAUUCCAAAAUAGAUGACUUGAUUGAGGAAACUGUUAAAGAAAUUAUUUCACUUCUUGUUUCAAAGUUUGUUUCAGUAUUAGAAAGUGUGCUGUCUAAAUUAUCACGGUAUGAUGAAGGCACUUUCUUCUCAUCGAUCCUUUCAUUCACUGUGAAAGCGGCUGCAAAAUAUGUUGAUGUACCUAAACCAGGAAUGGAUCUAGCAGAUACCUACAUCAUGUUUGUUCGGCAAAACCAAGAUAUAUUUCGAGAAAAGGUCAAUGAGGAAAUGUAUAUAGAAAAGUUAUUUGAUCAAUGGUACAGCAGCUCCAUGAAAGUCAUAUGCGUAUGGUUGGCUGACAGAUUAGACCUUCAACUUCACAUCUACCAACUGAAGACUCUCAUCAAGAUAGUGAAGAAAACCUACCGAGACUUCAGGUUGCAGGGUGUGUUGGAAGGAACGUUGAACAGUAAAACUUAUGAUACUGUUCACAGCCGUCUUACAGUAGAGGAGGCUACAGUCUCAGUCACUGAUGCAGGAGGACUUCAAGGUAUCACCAUGAAAGACAGUGAUGAAGAAGAAGGGUAAUAGUGAGCUAUUUCACCUAGAAGUUAAUGCUAGGUGUAUGUUUUGUAACUUGUCUUGGUAUUUGCAUUUAUAGUUUUGCCUUAUAACACAAUUGCAGAAAUGUAAUUCAUUCCUUUUUUU